Molecule: messenger RNA, 5964 nt
Organism: Corythoichthys intestinalis (scribbled pipefish)
Lineage: Eukaryota; Metazoa; Chordata; Actinopteri; Syngnathiformes; Syngnathidae
Gene: nrp1a
Product: neuropilin 1a
Exons: 18
Coding region: 789-3563 (924 amino acids)
Biological process (GO): vascular endothelial growth factor signaling pathway; response to wounding; axon guidance
Cellular component (GO): plasma membrane; focal adhesion; axon
Molecular function (GO): semaphorin receptor activity; vascular endothelial growth factor receptor activity; vascular endothelial growth factor binding
Source: RefSeq, a predicted model, not a curated record
CAUCAGUUGGAGCAGCGGCAGCAGUGGCGCACGUACGAGACGCGGACGGGAACAAACUUGUUCAAUUGGCUCGCUGUGGAUUUACCAGUCGGGUUUUGUUUUUUAAAGCCAUCGUCUCGACCUAGUGGAACACUUGUGGGUUCGCGGUGUUCGGUUGAGGGCGAAACGAGGGACAACCGUGCGAGCGAUCAGCGAAAAGCAGCCCGGAAAGCGUUCAUGAAUGCGGGGAAGAAAGCAAGGAGUCUUCGGGCAUCGGCUGUGCGUCUUUACGCGGCGGCAGGAAAAUCGGCAAAAAUUGUGCUUUUCAAAAAGGACGUUGGGGUGUUUGAAGUUAUUUCCAAUUGUUUUGAUGAAGAAUUAAUAUUAAUCGUAGAGACAUUCUAAGGCAGCCGGAUCGUAGCUUGGAAGUGGUGGACUGGGCGCACGCUCCUUUCAGACAGCCGAGGAUUGCUCCCUGCCAACUCACUGUUUGACUAAAAGGACUUAAAGGAGAGUGUUUUUUCCCCCCUUUCCCUUAUAUACUGCGCACCUUGGCUCCGUGGCGAGGAUAUGGCCAACUCCGGGCUCCAGAGAAGAGCGCAAUCAGUUGACACGAGAGGAAACAGGAGCUGAAUGACAGGAUGCCAGCGACCUGAAGCCUAAACUCAUAAUCUUCAAAAUAAGUGACUCUUUUGUUUAUUUGACUACUGCCAAGAUAAAACAGGACACCUCACCAGCCAUAAGGCUUCUGGAUGAGUUUAUCUGGGAUUUUGUUUUGUUAACUUUAUUUUGGGGUUGACAAAAUAAGGAUGCAUUGUGGAUUAGUCUAUGUCCUGUGGAUGGGAUUCCUCUUGGUGACCGAGGCUUAUAAAAACGACAAAUGUGGAGGCAACAUCCGAAUCUCAAAUGCAAACUACCUCACCUCUCCCGGGUACCCCCAGUCUUACACCUCCUCUCAGCGCUGUACAUGGGUAAUCUCAGCUCCUGGCCCCCACCAGCGGAUCCUCAUCAACUUCAAUCCACAUUUUGACCUAGAGGAUCGAGAGUGCAAGUAUGACUACGUGGAAGUGCGAGACGGCAUAGAUGAGAGUGGUCAGCUGGUUGGCAAGUACUGCGGCAAGAUCGCGCCCUCUCCAGUCGUGUCCUCUGGAAACCAGCUUUUCAUCAAAUUUGUCUCUGACUACGAGACCCAUGGAGCAGGUUUCUCCAUACGAUAUGAGAUCUUCAAGACAGGUCCUGAAUGCUCUAGGAACUUCACCUCCAGCAGUGGUGUCAUAAAAUCACCAGGCUUUCCAGAAAAGUAUCCUAACAACCUCGACUGUGCUUUCAUGAUAUUUGCCCCGAGGAUGUCCGAAAUUAUCUUGGAGUUUGAGAGCUUUGAAUUAGAGCCUGACCCAACGCCUCCUACUGGUGUCUUCUGCCGUUAUGACCGUCUGGAGAUCUGGGAUGGCUUUCCUGGAGUUGGACCAUACAUUGGCAGAUACUGUGGACAGAACACACCAGGAAGAAUCAUCUCUUACACCGGCAUCUUGGCACUUACAAUCAACACCGACAGUGCCAUUGCCAAGGAGGGUUUCUCUGCCAACUUCACAGUCAUCGAAAGGACUGUUCCAGAGGACUUUGACUGCAGCGACCCGUUGGGAAUGGAAUCGGGUGAGAUAACAUCUGACCAAAUCGUGGCCUCAUCCCAGUACAACCCAAGCUGGUCCCCUGAGCGCUCCAGACUUAACUACUAUGAAAAUGCUUGGACCCCUGCUCAGGACUCAAACAAGGAGUGGAUACAGGUGGACCUUGGGUUCUUACGUUUUGUCUCAGCCAUCGGUACCCAGGGAGCGGUUUCACAGGAGACCCGAAGGACUUAUUUUGUCAAGUCCUACAAAGUCGAUGUCAGUUCAAACGGAGAGGACUGGAUCACGCUAAAGGAGGGCUCAAAACAAAAGGUUUUUCAGGGUAACACUAACCCAACAGAUAUCGCCAAGACGAUGAUGCCCAAACCCACUCUGACACGCUUUAUCCGCAUCCGUCCUGUUACCUGGGAAACAGGCAUUGCACUGCGCUUUGAAGUGUAUGGAUGUAAAAUAUCAGAGUAUCCAUGCUCGGGCAUGCUGGGCAUGGUAUCUGGCUUGAUCACCGAUAACCAAAUCACUGCAUCAUCUCACACCGAUCGGAGCUGGGUACCAGAGAACGCUCGUCUGCUGACUAGCCGGACUGGUUGGACCCUGCUGCCACAGCCCCAGCCUUUCACCAGGGAAUGGCUACAGGUGGACCUUGGGGAGGAAAAAGUGGUGAAGGGACUGAUCAUUCAGGGCGGGAAGCACCGUGAGAACAAGGUCUUCAUGAAGAAGUUCCGCCUUGGCCACAGCAACAACGGGUCUGACUGGAAAAUGGUUUUGGACGCCAACGGAAACAAGCCUAAGAUCUUUGAGGGGAAUAGCAACUAUGACACUCCUGAGUUGAGGGCGGUGGAACCCCUGCUGACCCGCUUCAUCCGAAUCUAUCCAGACCGUGCCACGGCUACUGGAAUGGGCCUUCGACUUGAGCUUCUGGGCUGUGAUAUUGAAGCUCCCACAGAUCCUCCUUCUACGACUCCCCCGGCCACUACUCCAUCAGACGAUUGCGACGAUGACCAAGCGAACUGCCACAGUGGCACAGGUGAUGACUACGAUAUCACAGGUGCUACAACGAUGCCGGAAACCACAACGGCUACAGUGGAUAUUGUCCCAGAUUUUCAGUGGUUUGCCUGCGAUUUUGGCUGGGCCAAUGACCCAUCGUUCUGCAGGUGGACUUCUGAGGACACUGGCUCUCGGUGGCAAAUCCAGUCUAGUGGAACCCCAACUCUGAACACUGGACCCAAUAUGGACCAUACAGGUGGCUCGGGAAAUUUCAUCUACACUUUGGCAACGGGCUUACAAGAGACUGAAGUGGCUCGACUUGUAAGCCCUGAGGUCACCUCCCCGGACUCUGACCUGUGUGUCUCAUUCUGGUACCACAUGUUUGGGUCGCACAUUGGUACACUGCAUAUCAAACAGCGCAAAGAGACCGUUGACGGACCCGCAGACAUCUUACUCUGGACUGUCAGCGGUCACCAGGGAAACCGCUGGAGGGAAGGCAGAGUCCUUCUGCCCCGCACAAAUCGACCGUAUCAGGUGGUGAUUGAAGGGUUAGUAGAGAGAAAGAGCUGGGGCGAUAUUGCGGUUGAUGAUGUUAAGGUUCUCAGUGGCCUCAGUGCGACCGAGUGUAAAGAUCCAGAUGUACCCACUGAGCCAAUGCUCCCAGAAGAUCGCUUUAAUGAAAUCAUUGAGGCAAUCACAGAAUACCCAGACUUUGUGGAGACCAACCAGAUCAGCGGAGCCGGCAACGUGCUAAAGACACUUGACCCAAUCCUCAUCACUAUCAUCGCUAUGUCUGCCCUGGGCGUUUUCUUAGGUGCCAUUUGCGGGGUCGUCCUUUACUGCGCCUGCUCACACGGAGGUGUAUCGGAAAGGAACUUAUCAGCCCUGGAAAAUUAUAACUUUGAACUGGUGGAUGGUGUCAAGUUAAAGAAGGACAAACUCAAUGUACAAAGCUCAUACACAGAGGCGUGAGACCCUCACCAGCACAUUCUCGUGACUAUGUGACAUGCACAGCUUGGAGAGUGCGCGUGGGACUCGCUGUAGCUACAACUUCUGUACGAGAAGGUGGACUCCAAGGAGCGCUCAUUACCCUCAGCUUUCGGUAUGAGGGAAAAAUUCAGGAACUGACAAGAGGUUUGAACUAAUCCACGCUUUUCUCAGGAGCUGCAUUAAAAAGAACCUACCAGUAGGGGACACUGUGUACAAAAAUAAAUACAGAAAAAAAGAUGUACAGAUAUGUAGAUUAAAUUUUAAUUUUCUAUUUUGGGUUUCCAUUCAUUUUUACAAUCGGAUGCUGGUGUUGAGACCAAUUUAUUAAUAAUGCUAAAAGUAUUUAUCAUUUCUUUGGGAUAAUGAUUAUUUUUUGUCUUGAGUUCAUGAAGGCGAUAAAUUUCAAGUUUUGAAAUGAAAUCCGAAAUCAACCAUAUCCGGCAAAACUGUAGAUUUGCCCAUGCUAUGGCAUACAGGGUGUGCUCAUAAGUCAUCAGUCUGAUAUAUGUACCCAAUUUCUUUGAACCUCCCUCAAGCGUCACAUUUUCUGAUAGUGCCUUUAGUACAUAUCGGAUAGUCUCCUCUUUUGAACUGGGUGUUUUUUACUGUACUUGGCUUAAUUUAUGAUGAAGGGCAGAUAACAGGGGCACGUGAUCAUAUAAAUACCUGCGAAAUGGUAUCUAAUCUAUCACAUUAUGUUUUGUCUGUUUGAAAACCACACUCUGUAAAUAUGUUUUAAUAUAUUUUAUUCUUUUUUAAAGAAAGUGAAAGAAAAAAAUAUGCCUUUUUUUUUCAUUGUGUGUCUGUGUGCAAAUUGUGUACGUGUGUAAAUACAAUCUCCUGACUGUUUUGUGGAUGGUGCUGUGUUAACGUUCCGUUUGACAUUUUUUGUGACGACGUUCCAGCGAUUUCAACAUGCAUUCAGGCCAACUGUCAUCAAAACACCCACUUCAUUAAAACUAGAGGUCGACCGAUAUGGGAUUUUCAAAUGCCAAAGCCGAUACAGAUAUCUAACAAAAAAUUUCAGCCAAUUGUCGAAUUCCAAAGCCGAUUUUGUAAGCCGAUAUUUGAGGCCGAUAUGCUUCUUUUUUUUUAAGCACGUAAAUUAUGAUUAAUCGGUCUACCAAACCAAGAAACGCAGCACGUUUCAUGAUUAUGCACACUCAACAAGAACAGUACAUGACAGGUAGUCCCCGGGUUACUACGUACCCAUAUUAUGUGAUUUCGACUUUAUGACGCCAGAGUCUCAUACGCUAUUCUGGCUCGUCGUUUUUUUUUUUUUUUUUUCCGUGUGUGUCCCGUAAACAGUACCUAGUUCCCGUUGCUGUUCUUCAAAUCAGGAUUCCCUCCUCCAGCAGCGUCGAUACCGUCCUGCAGUUCCCACUUCCUUCUUUUCAUACUGUUGCUGCUGCUACUGCUUCUUCUUCGCAUUGAGACACACACAGCGGGCGACCUGAGCGGCCAUGUUAUCCCCCCGUCACGCCUCACUAGUCUUUCCACAGCGCCCUUUUCUCUCAGCAAGGCAACUAACUCACGAGUAAAGUUUUUUAAAAAAUUAUUUUAUAUUCCUUUUUUUUUAAGCCCGAAUAGUCAUUCAAUAUUACGGCAUUUAACACAACGUACCUCAUAGUAUCUUAUUUUUCACUUUAUUUUAUUGCUAUAGUGUAUAAUACAUGUUUUUGGAUAGUUAUUUUGAAAUUCAGGGGAUAUUUAGGGGUACUUAAAGGGUUAAUUCUGACUUACAUGGAAAUUCGGGUUACGUCGCUAGAGUAAGAACGGAACACGUUUGUAACCCACAUCCUGCGAUAGGAGUAUUGCGCAUGCACAUAUCGCGAUGGUGAUGUUUAAACCAUAUAUUGUGCAGGCCUACUAAUAAUGCAUGUUUUUUGACAAUUAUUUUAAGAUUUAGAGGGUUUUUAGGGGUACUAAAAAAAUUCUGAUUUAGGCAGAAAAUUCCGGUUAUCUCGCCAGCGUAGGAACGGCACUCGUUUGUAACCCAGGAACUACCUGUAUUUUCAAAUAAUUAAACCCACUGGGACGUCACGACAAGAUGUAAACAAGUGUGAGGGCUAAAGAGGAUGCUCGCCACACAAAAGCUAAUGCUAACACAAAUGCUAACGCGAAUGCGACACUCACACUACGAGUUACAUUUAGACUAUAAGGAUCACUCGUCUCAAAAGGCUAAAGCAACACCACAUAUUCGGUAAAGCUCACUUUUAGUGGUCCCUAGCUGUCGACCAAUCACGAGUGGUAAAGUUGAUUUCUCUUACUCCUAUCCUAAACUUAACCAAAAAAACCCACUUUACCGCAAGAAUAAGAGUUUAAUGGUUUCGGGCUCGGUGAGGUGUAGUUUUCUGGUUAAGUUUAGUACAGAGGUAAGGGA